Theileria annulata is the source of this 4050-nucleotide messenger RNA. RefSeq lists its product as uncharacterized. NCBI's taxonomy places the organism in Eukaryota, Apicomplexa, Aconoidasida, Piroplasmida, Theileriidae. The transcript has a single exon. The record is from RefSeq and is a predicted model, not a curated record. Bases 1 to 4050 code for a protein of 1349 amino acids.
AUGGAUUCGGAACGGAAAUCUUCUAAGUCAAGAGAAGGUGGUCGACGCUUAAAACGACCUUUAGUCGAGGGUCCAGAUUCUACACAGUCGGGUGAAAUGUUGGACCCUGAUGUGUCAAUCACCAAGUCUCAAAAUUCAUCUUUCGGAGAUCUUUUCAAUUUAAAUGAUACAAAUUUAGAUACUGAAGCUUCUCCAAAAGGUUACUCUCAAUUACAAGAUGAUUUUUUGGACAUGUGUACCCCCUCAAGGGUCUCAGUUGACAAAUCCUCAAAUAGUUCACAAUCUGAUCAGUACAUUAGCCUUCUGACUAGUUUAAAUAAAUCCCCAUCUAUUAUUCCUGAAUUUGACACAAAUACUGAGGAUAUUGAUAAUCCACUUUUUACACCUAAUCGGGAUAGUCAAGCUACUCCUAAAAACGAAUCUUUUACUCCAAAAGAAACCAAACAUUCACUCAAAAUUACACGAAUUAAUGAUUUUUUCAAACUUAAAGAUACACCACUUUCUAGCAAAUUCACACCAACGUCUCAAAAAACUAUGACAAAUUCAUACGAGACUAUAAAUUCACUUAAAUAUACUCUAACUUCACAUAAAGAUAGUGAAAAUUCAUAUAAAGGUUUUGGUAUUUCACAAAAUGAUACUCAAUUUUCACAACAUGAUGUUGUAAUUUCACAAAACGAUACUCAAUUUUCGCAACACGAUGUUGUAUUUUCUCAAAAUGAUACACAAUUUUCACAAAACGACACGGAAUUCUCUCAAUUUGAGAGCAUAAUCUCGCAAAACGGAACUACACAUUCACAAACUGAAAGUAAAAACCUGGAUGAUGAUAUUUACUUUGAAGUUGACCCGAAGUGUGAUGAUUCCGCAAUUUCAAAUUAUUUUUCAUUCAAAAAAACAUCAUUAACAAAGGAAAAUGUGGCUAAGGAUUUCGGAACGAUUUGCGAUAUACUAAGUUUAAAAAAUGGAUCUGAUGUGAACAGUGAUAAAACAGUGAUAGCCGAAUCAAACGACCCCAAAACACAAACUUAUUUAUCAGAUGAAACAGAUUCUUCAAGUUCAUCAAGUGACUAUGUAAUUGAACGAAGACAAACUAGGAGCCAAUCUAACAAAAUACUACAACAAAACAGUCAAACUAGUGUAAUGGAUUAUACUAAAAGUCUAUCACAGAACAAUAAUGAAGAGUCGGUUAAUCCUCCAAUAGUUAAUUUAGAAACUAAAACCACUAAAUUGGAUGACAAAAUUAGUAAUUCGGAAACCAAACCCACUAGUUUGGAUACUAAAAUCAAUAAAUCGGAGGAUAAAAUAACAAAUUUCGCUCAUGAAAAGGAAAAGGUAUUGAGAUUAGGAAAUAAAGAUGACAUAUUACACAAUAAGUAUGGAAUAAAGUACGAACCAGUGGAUAUGGAUGUGAGGAGAAAGUAUAAAAGUUUCGAGCAGCUGUGUUUCGGUUUAGGCUGUUUAGUGUGUCCUACAAAACAAGAACUUGAAAUGUGCAAGCAGUUGUCAUCACUCCCAGACGCUUCGGCACUAUCUCAAUAUGAGACUUCAGUGUACCAAGGCUGUAUUUUAAGAUCUCGUGCCUUUGAAACAAUUUGGAGGAAGUUUUGUAACAGAGUGAUUGGAAUAGUGAGGAGGUACAUUUUGAAGGGAAUUGAGAAUCUGCUGAAGAUAAUUGAGUCACAAGAACUAAUAGAUCCAUUCCUCAAGCUUGUUUUGAUUGAUUUGGGCACUGACAGAAGAGACCAACAGCUUUUCCUAAACAUUCUACUAGAAGAGCUCAAUAACCUGAUAAAGCAAAAGUAUAUACUCAUCAGAGUUAACAAUAACAAUAACCUAAACGAUAUUAUAAAGCAAAUGUAUAUCCAACUGUACACUCAACUGUUGUUAGCUAAUAAAAACCUAAAUGUUAGCACCACUAAUAAUAAUAACAUUUUAAACAAACUAAUACACCUCUACAACUCAUUCAUCAACAAAUUUAACACCAACAAUACUAAUGGAAGUGUUGAAUGUUGCGGAUAUGAGUUUGUGAUAGUAGUGGAUAAGCUGAACGAGUACAUAAAUGACAUAUUGUAUUUAUUUCAGAUGAUCAAGAGGAGGAAGUUAUUGCCAAUAAACUGCAUAGUGGUGAUAUCAACAAAUAAUGAGUAUUUGGAAAAAUAUUGCAACACGAGAAUCUACAGCAAUUUGGGCAUUUUCGAAUGCGGAGUGAUAACAGUCUCGAGCAUCAUCGAGGAAAUUUUGCAGGUUCUGAUGUUUGACGUUUACGUACAGGACUUUAUUCCAAACUUUCAAAUUUUGCAAGACUUGUAUGACCAGUACAUUAAUAUCGACAACUCAUUCACGUUGUUCAUCUUAAGGGUUUACCAAAUGUACGAGCAGUACUACAACAGUUUCAUCUUUAGUUACCUGUCAAUUCUACCUACCCAUUUUUUCAAAUUUACAAACUCCGAAGAUUAUUACACUGAUAUUCUGCUCGACUCGGAAAUUAGUUCUGAUCCGAAAACUGAUAUUAACAUGGUUCAAGGCUCCCAAAUGAAUUUAGAUAAAAAUUUAAACCCAUACACUAACGCUAAGGAUAAGUUAUUGAAUAAUGAUAUAUUAGUCAACACUGGUAAUAAUAAAUUGUUGAAUAAUAACAUAUUGGUAAACAAUGGUACCAAAUUGUUGAAUAAUAAUAAAUUAGUAAACAACGGUAGCAAUGUUACCGCUAAUAAUAAAUUAGUGAAAAAUAAUAAAAUGAAUGAAAGUAAGACAAUUAGUAAUGAGAUGGAAUGUGUAGUGGAGAUAUGUAAUACCGAAACAAGUGAUAAUGAAAUAGAUGUGGUAGUUCAAAAAAAGCCGGCCCCUAAACCUAGUGAAAACAAAUUAGAGUCAUGUGAAAGUGAAGUGUAUAGUGAAAAUGGAGUAAAUAUUCUAGAGUUGCUAGACGUCAAGAAUUUGUACAGCGUGUAUAGCUUACUAUGUCUAAGCAAUAACAUGAGCGAGAACAGCGUGGCGUAUUUUGACGUAAAACUCGGAUUAUCAAUGCCCUUGGAGAAGAUAACGCUGGAAUACCUGCCACUAAACACCCUGAUUCUGUUGCAGAGAAGAAUUCUGUUCCAACUUGGAGUUCACCUGCUUUUCAAAUCACUAGAUUUCAUACCAGAAUUCUAUACAUUCAAGAGUAAAAUCCUAAAACUGACCAAAGAUUUUGAUGACUAUAAAGAUUUGAUAAAUAAACUGGUGAAACACAUUACGACGUUAUGUUCUGAAACAAACUCAUUCUACAGCAAAAGUAUACUCAAAUUAAAAAGACUUUUUACAAACUUUAACAAGUAUUAUAGUAGGUACAAAAAUCUACUAAUAAAGAUUGAGAUAUUUUUGAACAAUAAUAACUUGAAAGGGAUUAAGCCGAAAUUGGAUGAUUUAAACAGAACAAUAAGGGUUAGUAAUAACUAUGAUUGCACUAACAUGAUUAAUGAUUUUAAAGAUAAGUUAAUGCUAUGUUUACUUCCGCAAUUGAGCACAUUUCCCUUAACAAAGAUACUGCUAGUACAGAAAUACUCUCAAAUUAUCACCUCGAACAUUUGUAAUAAUAAUCCACCGAUUAGUUCAACGAGUUCAGGAAGUGUCGUUGGAAACGUAGGAUUAGGAGGACUGGAUGUGAUUUUACACAUCAACAAGUAUAUCAAGUACAAGAUCAUCAACAUGUGGAAACUGUUCAUCAUUUACUAUUUCAUCUUGACUGGGACGUCAAGUGAUAAGAAAACCGACUCACAGAACCCAGACGACAUAAUUGAGAUUUACAUCAAGUUCAACAAUAAUAUCGAGAUUUUGGAAAAAAUAUACAAGAUCGUUGCAGUCAAUAACACAAAUUCUUCUGAAAGAUUAAGCCAUAAGUCACAACAAUACGAUAGUUGUGAUAGGGAUCCGACGAGUUCAGUUGACAGAAUGGAGAAGAUAAACGCGGCUGAAAAGGUCGAGAAAGCGUUGACAAGUGUCGGUUCUAUCAACAUCGACGUUUACAAAAGUAUUAAAAAGUCACUGGUCAACAUUACCGUCAAGUUCUUGUAA